GCGUCAGAUCCGGGCCUGCGGAAGGAUGAAUGUAAAUGUCAAAGAUGGCGGCGGAGGGAGGAGGGAAGGAGAUGAACGAGAUCAAGAGUCAGUUCAGCACGCGGGAAGGCGCGUAUAAACUCCUCACACACUCCGAGUACAGUCGCCCGAACCGUGUGCCCUUCAACUCGCAGGGCUCGAACCCCGUCCGGGUCUCGUUCGUCAACGUCAAUGACCAGUCCGGGAACGGCGACCGAAUCUGCUUCAAUGUGGGCCGGGAGCUGUACUUCUACAUCUACAAAGGCGUCAGGAAGGCUGCUGACCUGAGCAAACCCAUCGAUAAGAGGAUCUACAAGGGGACGCAGCCGACGUGCCACGACUUCAACCACCUGACGGCCACGGCGGAGAGCGUGUCGCUGCUCGUGGGCUUCUCUGCGGGACAGGUGCAGCUCAUCGACCCCAUCAAGAAGGAGACCAGCAAGCUCUUCAACGAGGAGAGACUAAUUGACAAAUCCCGCGUGACGUGUGUGAAGUGGGUCCCGGGCUCCGAGAGCCUGUUCCUGGUGGCCCACUCCAGCGGGAGCAUGUACCUGUAUAACGUGGAGCACACCUGCGGCACCACGGCCCCGCACUACCAGCUGCUGAAGCAGGGCGAGAGCUACGCCGUGCACACCUGCAAGAGCAAGUCCACGCGCAACCCGCUGCUCAAGUGGACCGUGGGCGACGGCGCGCUCAACGAGUUCGCCUUCUCGCCCGACGGGAAGUUCCUGGCCUGCGUGAGCCAGGACGGCUUCCUGCGCGUCUUCAACUUCGACGCGGUGGAGCUGCACGGGAACAUGAAGAGCUACUUCGGCGGGCUCCUGUGUGUGUGCUGGAGCCCCGACGGCAAGUACAUCGUGGCCGGCGGCGAGGACGACCUGGUGACCGUGUGGUCGUUCGUGGACUGCCGAGUGAUCGCGCGAGGACACGGGCACAAGUCGUGGGUUAGCGUGGUGGCGUUCGACCACUACACCACUAGCGUUGAGGAGAGCGACCCCAUGGAGUUCAGCGGCAGCGACGAGGACUUCCAGGACCAGAUCCACUUCGGGCGCGAUCGAGCUAACAGCACGCAGUCGCGCCUCUCGAAACGCAACUCCACGGACAGCCGGCCGGUUAGCGUGACGUACCGCUUCGGCUCCGUGGGCCAGGACACGCAGCUCUGCCUGUGGGACCUGACGGAGGACAUCUUGUUCCCGCACCUCCCGCUGUCCCGAACGCGAACGCACACCAACGUCAUGAAUGCGAGCGGCCCGCCGGCGGGAGGAAGCGUUAGCGGCGCCGUGAUCCCGACCGCUAGCAACCCCAGCGCUAACGGCAGCAACAGCAGCGCCGCUAACACGCCGGCUAACUCGCUGCCCGCGCCACUGCCGCGCUCCAACAGUCUCCCGCACGCGGCCGCCGGCUCCGGCUCCAAGAGCGCCGCGACCGAGAACCCCGUCGCUACCGGCGUUAGCAAGUUCGCCACGCUCUCGCUGCACGACCGUAAAGACCGGCACCCCGAGAAAGACCACAAGCGAAACCACAGCAUGGGCCACAUCAGCAGCAAGAGCAGCGACAAACUCAACCUGCUCACCAAAACCAAAACGGACCCUGCCAAGACUCUGGGCACGACGCUGUGCCCGCGCAUGGAGGACGUGCCGCUGCUCGAGCCGCUAGUCUGCAAGAAGAUCGCGCACGAGAGACUCACCGUGCUCAUCUUUCUAGAAGACUGUAUUGUCACCGCGUGUCAGGAGGGGUUUAUUUGCACAUGGGCGAGACCCGGCAAAGUGGGUUUAUUGUCGUCCCAGAACCAGGCCAACUCUCCGAGUGGAACCGUAGUAUAGCCCAGAGUUCCUGCGGCUCCGAGAUCUCUCCCGGUCCCCCGGUCCCCCGCUCUG
This is a messenger RNA of Rhinichthys klamathensis goyatoka, 1895 nucleotides long. It is a transcript of the gene wdr20a, whose product is annotated as WD repeat domain 20a. Gene Ontology annotation, molecular function: protein binding. The record is from RefSeq and is a predicted model, not a curated record. NCBI's taxonomy places the organism in Eukaryota, Metazoa, Chordata, Actinopteri, Cypriniformes, Leuciscidae. The coding region runs from base 36 to 1841 and encodes 601 amino acids. The transcript has 4 exons.